AUGAUACCAAAAGCUAUGAGAUUCUACCGCCAGGGGGGGCUGCUCUGUGGAUCGGCCGACGGCAACGCCCAUCACUGUGUGUACGAUAUCGACCAGAGACAAUGGAUCAGUGUUUCUACAACCGCCCCCUGGGACUCGCCCCUGAUGCGCCAUGAUCAUGACGAUGCGUUUGACGACGCAUGGGAGGCGCUUGGCGUCCAGGCCGAAGAGCUGCUAGCAGAACACAUCGACACUGUAGCCGCUGGUGUCAAAGGAAUUGUUGUCGAGGUCUCGGGCAAGUUGAGAUUCGUCAAGCAAAGCUGCCUUGGGAUGGAUUACUACAACAGCCGUUCGACUCUAUAUCCGCUACUUGAAUUAUACCAGCUGCCCCAGGGCACGUUUAAAACCAUUCUCCGGUCAGACAUCGCGGAGCUUGACCGUUUAUCUCCCGGCGUCGAUCUGGUUUCAUAUGCCGGAAUGGAAAAGGGCGUGUUCAAGUACGCCGCCUAUCACCCCAACGGUUUCGGCGAUACAUGGAUGGAAUUCCAGAUUCAAGCUCGUCUCCCCAAGCACCCAAACAUUCUGCCCGUGGACUGCCUCGUUCUCGACGAGCAGACUGGGAAGCGUUACAUUGGCUACACCGCCCCGUUCAUCGAAGGCGGCGACCUUGGUACCAACAAGAAUCGGCUGUUCAAGCUCAAGCAUCUCAGGCAGCUGAUGGAGGUUGUCGACUUCCUGAACUACAACCUUGGCAUCGUCCAUAAUGACAUGGCGCCCCGCAACCUCUUGAUCGACCCAUAUACCGACGACCUCAUCUUGUUUGACUUCGACGUGUCUGCAAAGAUCGGUUACGAGGUGGCCCCGAUGGAGAGGGGCAUGAGCGCAGCGAUCGUGGAACGCAACGACGUCAAGGGGGUGGUGAUGACGGUGCAUGAGCUGCUCACCAGAGACCCACGCUACGAGGGCGUGCAACUGCAUUAUCCUGACGAGACAGACCUCCUCGCCGGACCCGAGAAGUGGGUUAAGCACCCGGAGGUGCAGCUGGAAUCUGGCGUCGACACUGUCCACUACUACGACGAGCUGAUGCGUUGGGUGGAAGCCCGUCGCGAGCGCCCCAUCACGGUGUACACCGAGGCAUCCGAUCCCCUGGAAUGGCCCCGCAGAUUCCGCGACGAGAACAACCCAGAGGAGUAUGAAAUCAACUACGACCGCGACAUUAAAGCGGUGAUACACCUCAAAACCACACACACCACCAACGCUGGUCACGUGCCACGCUCGUUGUGA
Chaetomium globosum CBS 148.51 is the source of this 1263-nucleotide messenger RNA. RefSeq lists its product as uncharacterized. Bases 1 to 1263 code for a protein of 420 amino acids. Lineage: Eukaryota; Fungi; Ascomycota; Sordariomycetes; Sordariales; Chaetomiaceae. The transcript has 2 exons. Gene Ontology annotation, molecular function: protein kinase activity; ATP binding. The record is from RefSeq and is a predicted model, not a curated record. Gene Ontology annotation, biological process: protein phosphorylation.